AUGACGAUUUCACACAAUGGCUUCCCACGCAUCCGCGUUGCCCUCAUCGGCCUGUCCAAAUCGGCUGCCACGUCCUGGGCCGCCGCCGCCCAUCUUCCCUACCUACAGUCACCGCGAGGAAAGGCCAAGUACGAAAUCGUGGCCCUGCUCAACUCGUCCGUCGAGAAAGCAAAGGCCGCCAUUUCCGCAUUCGGCCUGGCGCCCGAGACCCGCGCGUACGGCGACCCCAAAGAUCUCGCCGCCGAUCCGGACGUCGACCUCGUCGUCGUCAACACCCGCGUCGACAGCCACUACGCAACCGCCCGCCCGAGCCUGGAAGCCGCCAAGGCUGUGUUUUCCGAGUGGCCGCUGGCGCAGGACACGCAGCAUGCGCGGGACCUAGUCGACGUGGCGCGGCGCACGGGGGCCCGGACGCUGAUCGGUACGCAGGGGAGACUAGCGCCGUUUAGCGUCAAGAUCAAGGAACUUCUGGAACAGGGCCGCAUUGGGAGGGUGCUGGGUACCGAAGUCACGGCGUCUGGUGGAGUCAACGACCGAAGUUUCCUACCCGACUUCCUAGCAUACUUUGUUGAUAGGAAGAUUGGUGGCAAUAUUCUGACUAUCGGAUUUGGUCACGUCUACGACACCUUGCAAGAUGCGAUCGGCGAACUGACAGAGGUGCAAUCCACCGUGCAGCUCCGGCGCCCUACCGUCGAGAUCCGAGAUCCCGGAACGGGUAAAACUAUCAACACAGUGACAUCCGACGUCCCGGACUACAUCGUCGUCACCGGCGUACUCGAGGAGUCCAAAGUCACCCGCGCAGGCGCAACUGCUCUCCUGCGAUUCCGCCGCGGCCAGCCGGGAGAUCAGGGUCGUUUCCCGGGAAGCACGGCGAUCCAAGCCAACGCGUUUGACGCGCCGGUGCCCAUCGAGGUCCACGAUUUCGAGACGGACAAGGUCGACAAGGUGGAGUGGGCGUGGGCGGAUUGGCAGGCCGAGCUGCCCGUCGCGGCGAGGAACGUGGCCAGCCUUCGGCCAGGCCAAGGUGUAAACCAGAAUCAACCCAAUGUGCCCAAGUUCACCAGCAACCUGUGCCUCCGCCAGGCUUCCCCUCCGAAUCGACAAGAUGAAGCUAUCCCUCGCCAUCUGCGGCAUCCUCGCCUCCGUGGCGUGGGCCUCCCCGCCAAGCUAGACAUCCGCCAGUCCACCAGCUACAGCGACUACCUAUUCGUGUACUUCACGGGCGAGGGCAAAGCCGACGGCGAGCAAAUCUACAUGUCGGUCUCGAACAACAACAACCCCGGCUCGUGGACGCAGCUCAACGGCGGGCAAAAAGUGCUCACCUCGACGGUGGGCACGGCCGGGGUGCGGGAUCCGUCCAUCAUCCGGAGCACGGACGGCAAGAAGUUUUGGAUCGUCGCGACCGACUUGCGCGUCUACCCGCAGGGCUGGGGCGUCGACUACACCAAGAACGGGUCCAAGGGCAUCGUGGUGUGGGAGUCGACCAACUUGAGGGACUGGGAUGGGCCGUACUUGCGGAACGUGAGCCCUUCGAACGCGGGUAUGACGUGGGCGCCCGAUGCCAUCUACGACCCGGCGACGGGGAAAUACCUCGUGUUCUGGACCACGUCUCUCGCCGGCGACGGCUGGUACAUCAUGAAAUCGUACACAUCCGACUUCAAGACCUUUUCCACCGCCGAAAAGUUCCUCGCCGGCGCCGGCAUGGACGCCACCAUCGCGCUCGACAAGUCCACCAACAUGUUUUACCGCAUCAGCAAGAACGGUCCCGGCGAGCUCAUCGAGGAGGCCAAGGCGACGAGCCUAAGCGGGCAGUGGACGGUGGUGAAGCAGCAGAUUGGCGCGGGGCUCCCUGCCGGCGAAGGGCCCUUGAUCUUCCAGAAUAAUGCGAACCCGUCCAAGUGGCAUCUCUUCAUCGACGACUAUACCCGCGGCAAAGGUUACGCCCCUUAUGAAACGACGAACAUUGCUUCCGGAAAUUGGGUUGCGUCUUCAGGAUACACGCUUCCUCCAGGCAACCGACACGGCUACGUGAUUGGAAUGUGCGUGCGGGUCCGGUACGGGGACUACCACUACGGCGGCUCCACAGCCGACCAACACGGCCAGCUGCGCGGCGAUGUGGGGCCAGUGCGUACCCUCGCCAAGUAG
Molecule: messenger RNA, 2145 nt
Organism: Parascedosporium putredinis
Lineage: Eukaryota; Fungi; Ascomycota; Sordariomycetes; Microascales; Microascaceae
Source: the annotation of a GenBank genome assembly